This is a messenger RNA of Penicillium cataractarum, 3819 nucleotides long. Its product is annotated as Pfs, NB-ARC and TPR domain protein. The record is from RefSeq and is a predicted model, not a curated record. Gene Ontology annotation, biological process: nucleoside metabolic process. NCBI's taxonomy places the organism in Eukaryota, Fungi, Ascomycota, Eurotiomycetes, Eurotiales, Aspergillaceae. Gene Ontology annotation, molecular function: catalytic activity; ADP binding; protein binding. Bases 1 to 3819 code for a protein of 1272 amino acids. The transcript has 3 exons. Gene Ontology annotation, cellular component: kinesin complex.
AUGGAUCCCCGCACCCGAUCCCACGACGAUUAUACGGUCGGGUGGAUAUGCGCCUUGCCGGUGGAGACAGCGGCUGCGAAGCUGAUGUUGAACGAAAUACACCCGCCUUUGCCUCGCCUGCCGAUGGACCAGAAUUCAUACAUUCUUGGAAGCAUCGGGGAACACAAUAUCGUUAUUGCUAGCUUACCGACUGGCGCAUAUGGCACUACAUCAGCCGCAACGGUCGGGAUGCAGUUGCUGUCUAGUUUUCACACCAUCCGCUUCGGUUUUAUGGUUGGUAUCGGCGGUGGAGUACCAAGCAGUAAUGCAGACAUUCGACUCGGGGAUAUUGUAGUAAGCCAGCCGGCGGAGACUUCUGGAGGUGUGAUUCAGUACGAUUUCGGUAAAGCGCUAAGAGGCGGCCAAUUCAAGCGAACCGGAAUGCUUAAUCGGCCUCCCAAGGUUCUGUUGACCGCUCUCGCGACUCUCCAAGCACAUCACCUCACGGAAGAUAGCCGUAUCGUCGAAUUUGUUUCCGACCUGCAAUCUAAACUGGCACCUCACAAAGCUACCAGGUUCACGCGACCGCCGCAAGAGGACUGUCUAUUCCAAGCAGAAUAUGAUCAUGUCGCAUCCGAUACAUGUGUGGAUUGUGAUCGAUCUAAACUAGUUCCACGACCCCCACGAGAGCACCAAGAACCAGUAAUUCACUACGGACUCAUCGGAUCUGCAAAUCAGGUUGUAAAGGAUGGCAGGCUACGAGAUCAGCUAGCUCGGGACUUGGGGAUAUAUUGCGUGGAGAUGGAAGCGGCAGGCCUUAUGAAUGACUUCCCGUGUCUGGUCAUUCGGGGCAUCUGCGACUACGCCGACUCACACAAGGAUAAGGAAUGGCAAGGGUAUGCGGCCACGGCGGCGGCGGCCUAUGCGAAAGAGCUUCUCUUGGUGGUUGCGAUCGAUCAGAUCAACAGCACACCAACUGCACGAGACGCACUCGCAGACUCCGUUCACCACUUUAAUGUCCCAUUAGACCUGACGGCUGUGCCAGUCAUUGAAAAUUUCGUGGGACGGCAAGGCGAGCUAGACCAACUGUGGCAGUAUUUACGGCCCACUGAUUCCCAGUCACGAAAGGUUGCAAUUAUCCAUGGGCUUGGGGGCAUGGGAAAGACGCAACUAGCGAUUCGGUUCGCACGAGACCACAGAGAUGAUUUCACUGCCGUCUUCUGGCUGAGUGGGAAGGACCGGGGCACGCUAUUACAAUCUUUGAGCUCUAUCUUGCCCCGAUUGCCAGGACAGUCACAUGCUGACGGGGCAAUGAAUGACGAGGAGGUGGAGCAACGUGCUAGAGAUGUGUUAAAGUGGCUAGCAAUAGAGGGAAACUCACGCUGGCUGAUCAUUUUCGACAACAUCGACCAAUACUCCCCUUUCAAUAGCCCCAUUGGUGAUGCAUAUGAUAUUGCUGAAUUCUUCCCUGGAGCCGACCAUGGCUCUAUUCUCAUUACCUCUCGGCUGCAGGGAUUGACAGAGCUGGGAAAGUCAUUUCCUAUCCAUAGGCUUGACUCGAAGGACGCGAUUCAACUGCUCUUACAAAGCAGCCGUCUACCAAUGGAGCAUACAGCUAAGGAGCUUGAGAGCAAUCCAGAUACCGUUGCUCUUGCGAGCCGUCUAGAUGGACUUCCAUUGGCAAUCGUCAUCGCCGGGGCGUUUAUGCGCGAAACUGGAACCAGCAUUACUGAAUACUUACAGUAUUACCAAGCUUCUUGGUCCGACCUACAGCUGCAAUCAAAUCCUGAACGCCAGUACCAGCAAGGCAACAUGCUGCAAACAUGGAUGAUCUCAUAUCGUGAGAUUCAAAGGCGGGACGCGAACGCAGCGGAACUGCUGCUGUUUCUUGCUCGUUUCGAUAAUCGAGAUAUCUGGUUUGAACUGAUAAAGAGUAGCUGUCAUAGCUCGAAUCUCCCAACCUGGCUCGAAAGAAGUAUAUCAAGCGGAAUCGCGUUCAAAAUCGGUGUCAAGGCUCUCAUCGGGUUCUCUCUACUCGAGAUUAAGGAACAAGAAGGAGGCUACGCUAUGCACCCUGUAGUACAAGACUGGUGCAUUCACCUUGCCAGCGCAGACGAAACCGUGAAUUCAAUCCUGCUCAACGAACUGGCACUGGUAUCUGUUGGGUACAAUGUCCCUAGUGUAAGUGUCAGGAAUUAUUCCGAGCUUCAGCAACGGCUUAUGCCACACGCAAACUAUGUACGUCAUAGGGAUUGCCCAGGCCAUGAUGUGGCAGUGUGGGGCGCAUUCAGUGGUUUAGGAGGCCUCUACUCUGACCAGGGGAAGCUGCAGGAGGCAGAGGAGAUGUACCAUCGAGCUCUGGCAGGCAAGGAGAAGGCCCUCGGGCCUGACCAUUCGUCCACUCUCAGUACAGUCAACAGCCUUGGGAAUCUCUACUCUAAUCAGGGGAAGCUGCGAGAGGCAGAGGAGAUGUACCAGCGAGCACUGGAAGGCUGGGAGAAGGCCCUAGUGCCUGAUAAUACGUCCACUCUUAAUACUGUCAACAACCUUGGGUCUCUCUACUCUGAUCAGGGGAAGCUGCAGGAGGCAGAGGAGAUGUACCAUCGAGCUCUGGCAGGCAAGGAGAAGGCCCUCGGGCCUGACCACACGUCCACUCUCAGUACAGUCAACAAUCUUGGGAAUCUCUACAAAGAUCAGGGGAAGCUGCGACAAGCAGAGGAGAUGUACCAGCGAGCACUGGCAGGUAGGGAGAACGCCCUCGGUCCAGAUCAUACGUCCACUCUCGAUACAGUCAACAACCUUGGGACUCUCUACAAAGAUCAGGGGAAGCUGCAGGAGGCAGAGGAGAUGUACCAUAGAGCACUGGCAGGCUACGAGAACGCCCUCGGGCCUGAUCAUACGUCCACUCUCGAUACAGUCAACAACCUUGGGAUUCUCUACAAAGAUCAGGGGAAGCUGCGACAAGCAGAGGAGAUGUACCAGCGAGCACUGGCAGGUAGGGAGAACGCCCUCGGUCCAGAUCAUACGUCCACUCUCGAUACAGUCAACAACCUUGGGAUUCUCUACAAAGAUCAGGGGAAGCUGCAGGAGGCAGAGGAGAUGUACCAUAGAGCACUGGCAGGCUACGAGAACGCCCUCGGGCCUGAUCAUAUAUCCACUUUCACGACAGUCAACAACCUUGGGACUCUCUACUCUGAUCAGGGGAAGCUGCAGGAGGCAGAGAAAAUGUACCAUCGAGCUCUGGUAGGCAAGGAGAAGGCCCUCGGGCCUGAUCAUAUAUCCACUUUCACGACAGUCAACAACCUUGGUCUUCUCUACUAUAAUCAAGGGAAGCUGAAGGAUGCCGAGGAGAUGUACCAUCGAGCACUGGAAGGUAAGGGGAAGGCCCUCGGUCCCGAUCAUACGUCCACUCUCAAUACAGUCAACAACAUUGGGACUCUCUACAAAGAUCAAGGGAAGCUGCAGAAGGCAGAGGAGAUGUACCAGCGAGCACUGGAAGGCUGGGAGAACGCCCUCGGGCCUGAUCAUACGUCCACUCUCAAUACAGUCAAUAACCUUGGGGUUCUCUACUUUGAUCAAGGAAAGCUGAAGGAUGCCGAGGAGAUGUACCAUCGAGCACUGGCAGGCUACGAGAACGCCCUCGGGCCUGAUCAUACGUCCACUCUCAAUACAGUCCACAACCUUGCUCUUCUCUACUCUGAUCAGGAGAAGCUGCAGGAGGCAGAGGAGAUGUACCAGCGAGCACUGGCAGGAUAUGAGAAGGCCCUGGGCCCUGAUCACAGUAGGACCCGUUUGGUUGUAGAGAAAUUAAAUGCGUUAAGGGCUGUGGAUAGAUAUUAG